UAUUCAUUAUUUAAAUACUUAAAAUCUUUAAAUCUAACGAUUUUACGAUUCAAUUUUUUGGGUCAAUUUUACUUAUUUUUCUCGGAAUUUCCAAAUUUUACUUAUCAUGCAAAUGACUAACUGUGUUGGAUUUAUAGGAUAGGAUGCGGAUCACUCUAAUAUGGGAAUUUCAAUAAUUACUUUUUCUCCUAACACGGCCUACAAAGACCCAAUGUCACCUUAGUCAAUGUUUAGUGCUAGGGAUGCUCACUUAGUUCCUCUCAAUUGGUUCAACCUAUCAUGCAUACUAUACUGGUGAUUCGAUCAAAACACAUGCGACAUCUAUAGCAUAUUGCUUUAGAAGAGUAUUCAUAUAGUGGGGGAUCGGUCGCCACGUCCACUAAGAAACUCUAAGAUCAUUCAUCUACCGUUAAUUGCUUUAGAGGGCAUUCCUAUAGUAGAAAUUUGAAUUUCCCAAACCCAUUGGGGUUUUCCAUGAAUUUUUUGACGAAUAAAUUCAUUGGUUUGAAUUUGGCAAAAAUCAAUCCAUUGCCAUCCCAGUUCGGAGGCGAUGAUCUCCAUCACUCAUGUAGGCUGGCUGACUGAAGCGCCAAAAACGCACCGUAUCACGCUGAGUCGCUCGCCUCCCUCUCUCUCCGAUGUCUGCAACUGAAACAAAAAUGGAGCCUCGAUUUCAUCGUUAGCGUUAAUGGAGCUCAGCUCACUCCACCAAACAAAGGCCAGCCAGAGCUACAAAUCCUUCGAAACCUUACGCCGCCGCUCCUUCUCCAUCAUCUAAUCUCUUUCGAUCCCUCCAAAACCCCUUCUGUUUAGUGGAGUAGGAAACAAACCAUGGCUGCAAUGUCCAACUCUCUGAUUGUCUCCAGAAACCCUCAGCUCUCCAACCUCUCUUCCGGUAAUUCCUUCAUUCGCUUUCUUAGAUCCCCCUGUUUUCGUCUUCUUUGGCUUCCGUUUCUUGAUUGUUAUGCUCAUUAACUGUUUCUUCUUGUUCUUCUUGCAGGUGUCGCACCUACAGUGUUGUCCUUCAAUCCCACUCGCCCUCGGAGCCUCCGAGUUGGUCCCUCGAGAAGGUCGCUCGUCGUCCAAGCUGCCUACAGGUACCAUUAGCUCUCCCCGUGUCUUCCUGAUGGUAGAACUUCAUAGACCGAUGAUAAUGGGUGAUGGAAAUUCAGUCUAAUGAGCUGCUUAUGGCUUUGAGCUUAGGGAAGGAUUUUGCACCUUCUUGUUGCUACGGUGUUGCUUUGGUUUAUAGAAUCUGCAAUUGCUAUAGUGAAUUAGACAUCUAGCUGGUAUUAGCUUCGUCGGCUUCUGCAGUGGAUUCAUUCUAGAGAUGUUCAGGGUUACGUGCUUCUUGUGGUUUGUACGAUUCUCUUGUCUCGUUUGUGGUCAGUUGCACGUUAAUUUUUUGCUUUCCAGGGAUGGUGAAAGAUCAGGCAGUACCGGAAUCUUCAUCGGCGGGUUUGUGUUGGGAGGACUCAUUGUUGGUGCACUCGGUUGUGUUUACGCACCUCAGGUCCGAUUGUCUUCCCUAUCUGAAUUGUUCUUCAAUUCUUCUUUUGUGUCGAUCAUUAGAAAAGCUACAGCGAAGAUGGUUCAGUGUGAUGUCGAUCGGCUUGUGAGUUUCUUGUUUCUGUUGUUGCCCAUUUUAGAUUAGCAAGGCACUAGCUGGCGCUGAUAGGAAGGACCUAAUGAGGAAACUCCCCAAGUUCAUCUAUGAUGAAGAGAAGGCUUUGGAGGUUUGUACUUUCUUCCUCUCUCUUUACAUUUAGCUUUUGACAGUUCAUUCGUGUGUUGUGUGGCAUCAACCAAUUCAGCCUUUUCGGUUUGUUUCGAUCUUAAAAGUCUGGAAAAAUCUGCAGGAAACCUGUCAUUUGCUCUAAGCAUUGGCAUAUUUUCUCAGUACUACUAUUUCAUUCCUUAUCUGUUGGAAACCGACAUUUCGUCUCUGAUCUGAGUUCUGACAAACUUUCUUCGUGGCUUUGCGCUGUGCCAUUUUGUCUAUUUGGUUUUGCAAUGCAUAACCAGUUUGAUAUUACGAGUCAGCAUCUGUUCUAGUUCAGGCAAUGAACUUCUUGAUGGAAACCUUUCUAAUGACAUCCUCCUCUUUCACUUGAUUUGUUUUCAGAAAACACGAAAGAUAUUGACUGACAAGAUAGCACAACUGAACUCCGCCAUUGACGAUGUCUCUUCUCAGCUCAGAUCAGAAGAUGCCCCUAAAGAAGACACGUCUGUGAACCCCGAUGAAAUCGAAGCUGCAAUUUGAGAAAUCUGUGUGUGUUUUCUUUUUUGGUUACAUUGUUGGUAUACAGUUUACUAAGCGGUCAGUAAUUUUUGAUAACUAUGAAAUAACAACAGCUGAAACCCAUCUUAAUGCGCUUUUUAGUAGCUGUUUCUGUGCCGUGCCUCCCAAGUACAAAUUGUGUAUGACUGUAUGCUACUUGCCUCCUAAGACGUUGGGCCAAGAUUGAUAUACACUUUUACUUUCAUCAGUUGCCUUUGUAAUCGAAUGAUCUCUCAUAUCACCUCUUGAAAGUACGUUGUAGUUCCCAUUAUCUGAUCCAUUGUGAUUGAUGAUGAAUUCGUUUGGAAUUCAAGCAUGAGUUGCACCAGCUUGAACUCAUGACCAUACCAUCUGAUGUUGAUAUAGAUAUUGUUACAUGCUUCAAAGUCCUCUAGACCAUCGACUUUUAGCCCUCUAAUAUCAGCCAUAGAUUUAGGCACAGUGGGAGAAUCUACAGGAUGAGAACGAAAUGUUCCUCUCGUUCUGAUAGAAUAGAAGGGCCAUCAGGCACAAACACUGAGAUCUUAUCCCCACAGAUUUUGUCUACUGACACUCUCGCCCACACGUUCUCUCGACGAUGUAAGGACCACAGAUUUUCCCAAGUGUUGGAGAAAAGAAAAUAGAUGAGAAAAAGGGAAGAAAACGUAUUUCAGCUGCCACUCUUAUAUAGGUGAAGCAUAGUUGUCAAGCUAGAGUUUAGCUCUUUGCAGCAGCCAUGGCCACUCACGCAGCUCUUGCUCCUUCAAGGGUUCCUGCCAGCACCAGACUUCCUUCUUCCAAGAUCACUCACUCUUUCCCUUCUCAAUGCUCCACCAAGAGGCUAGAAGUUGCAGAGUUUUCAGGGCUUCGCGCCACUCCUGGCGUGCUGUACGCCAAGAACACUACUGAGGCAUCCUUCUUCGACUCUGUUGCUGCUCAGCUUGCUCCCAAAGCUGCAUCCGCCACACCUGUAAGGGCGGAGACUGUUGCCAAAUUGAAGGUGGCAAUCAAUGGAUUCGGACGCAUUGGUAGGAACUUCCUGCGGUGCUGGCAUGGUCGCAAGGACUCACCUCUUGAUGUUAUUGUUGUCAAUGACAGCGGCGGUGUUAAGAAUGCUUCCCACUUGCUGAAAUAUGAUUCGAUGCUUGGAACUUUCAAAGCUGAGGUGAAGAUUGUUGAUAAUACCACCAUCAGUGUUGAUGGAAAGCACAUCAAAGUCGUCUCCAGCAGAGACCCCCUCAAGCUUCCAUGGGCUGAGAUGGGAAUCGACAUUGUCAUUGAGGGAACAGGAGUAUUCGUCGAUGGCCCUGGUGCGGGAAAGCACAUUCAAGCUGGUGCCAAGAAGGUGAUCAUCACAGCUCCUGCCAAAGGUGCCGACAUUCCAACCUAUGUGGUUGGUGUUAAUGAGCAGGAUUACUCACACGAGGUUGCCGACAUUGUAAGCAAUGCUUCCUGCACCACCAACUGUCUGGCCCCAUUCGUCAAAGUCAUAGACGAGGAAUUCGGCAUUGUCAAGGGAACAAUGACAACUACCCACUCCUACACAGGAGACCAGAGGCUGUUGGAUGCUUCCCACCGUGACCUGAGGAGAGCUAGGGCAGCAGCACUCAACAUCGUCCCUACAAGCACCGGUGCAGCUAAAGCCGUGUCGCUAGUCCUCCCUCAACUCAAGGGGAAGCUCAACGGCAUUGCUCUCCGAGUCCCCACGCCCAAUGUCUCGGUGGUUGACCUAGUCGUCAACGUAGCGAAGAAAGGAAUCUCAGCUGAGGAUGUCAAUGAUGCCUUCAGGAAGGCCGCAGAGGGACCAUUGAAGGGCAUAUUGGACGUCUGCGAUCUUCCUCUCGUGUCUGUGGACUUUAGGUGCACCGAUGUGUCAUCGACCAUCGACUCUUCACUGACCAUGGUGAUGGGAGAUGAUAUGGUGAAGGUGGUAGCCUGGUACGACAAUGAAUGGGGAUACAGCCAAAGGGUGGUUGAUUUGGCACACUUAGUAGCCAACAAAUGGCCAGGAGUUGCUGCUGGAGGAAGUGGAGACCCAUUGGAGGACUUCUGCGAGACAAACCCUUCUGAGGAGGAAUGCAAAGUUUAUGAAGCUUAGAUAGAUGAAUGAACAUCUGGAUUGGCUUUCUUCUUUUAAAAUUUUUUGCACAUUUUCGGGUUUCUUCCUUUCCCUUGUGAAGAGAGAUUGGUGCAAGAGGAUCAUGUUUCUGUAAACGUGCAGAUGAAUGGUCCAUGGUUGUGAAGAAAAUAAGGCAUUGUUUUUCGCAGAAGCUUUUGAAAGUAAAGAUCAAAUUGCAUGAUUAUUAUGUUUGUACAGAGCAAAGGCCAGAGAGUAACGAAAACCUGAGGCUGGGAAUCUAAAGAUAAACCGACGCCGCAGCGAGGUGAUCCCUUGAACGAGAUGAACUCUAGUGGAAAUUGCUAUUUGGAGCAAGGGAAAGGCGUCGAACUAAGGCUAAUGCUACCGGCGAGGAACAGCCGAACAGGGUGAAAAGAGGGGUUAAAUGCUAAGUUGGUCCAUGGCUUUACAAAUAUGUUUACUUUAGCCACUGAUACUGGAUACAUGUGCUUAGCCGUUUGUACUGACUUUACAUUCUUGUUUCAUCAUUAAUUAUUCACCGUUUAUUUACGGUUACAAGUUUGUUCAUUCGAAUUGCUAAAAGAAUUCACGUUUGCCACUAAAAUUACUUUAUUUCAUUUGUGGUCAUUAAAAUAAGUUAAAUGGUUCAAGUUUGGUCACUCUCCAUUAAAUUUUUUUGAUGUGGCAGUCAACUCUAAGAGUUGACCGUUAAAUGAGUGAGGUGGCAAUUACAAAAAUAUAUAUGAAUAAAAUUUAAAAUAUUUAAAUUUCCACCUCAUAAAUUCAAAGCCGCUUCCAAUCCAACCAACCGUCUCUCCGACUGGGAACUCCUCCGCCGCCGGCCCCUGCAACCUCACUGGCGUCACCUGCCGGUGACCCGAAUCCUUCUUGAGAACUUCAACCUCACCACCGCUUCCCAUCUCCACCUCCGCCUACUAGCUUCCCAUACUCACCUCCGGGUCCCAACCUCAAAUCCAACUCGCUCGUCGGUACCGUCGCCGAUUCCUUCUCCAAUUUAACCUCCCUCAACCUUUUUUCCCGUCCCACAACAGAUACUCCGGAGAAUUCCCUCUCCCCCUCUUCCGCCUGGAUCUUGCCCACAACAAUUUCUCCGGCGCCAUCCCUGGCACCCCACCACGCUAAGCCUGUUGACUCUCCUCCUCGAGGAAAACAAUUUCACCGGCUCCAUCUCCUCGUUAGUUUUACUGUUGUCGCUCCACGAUUUCAACGUCCCCUAUAACUGCCUCUCUGGCGGGACCCCCUUAAUCGAUGUCUGGCAUCCCUGACUCCGCUUUCUCCCGCGACUAUGCUCUCUGCAGCGAAUCGUUGGCUCAAGCCUGUAAAUCCGAGCUGAAAUUUAAAAAAAUAAAAAACUAAUUUCUUUUAAGCCGUCGAGACCAUUUCAUCUCGCUCGCCCUCGCCGCCGCCGCCGUGGGAGACGAAUCGGCAGAGUUUAGGGUAUUGGAGCGAUUGAGAGGGAACCCGCCGCACUCCCCUCGCCCUGCUUCUAGCCGCCAUCGCCCUCUGCUCUCUGUCAAUCCCACUCUCCUUCUGUACUCUUUAUGAGCUCUCUCUCACUCCGGGUAGGCUUCUCCACACAGACGACCUUGUAUUAGCUCCGCGGCCGCGACGGGAGCAGGAGUGGGAGGAACCGCCGGGAUUCGAUGGAGGACACGUUGACGGUCACGCGAGGAGAUUGAGUGGAACCAGUGGGGAUGGGGGAUUAGAAAAUUAUUUUUUAUUGGUUACGAAAAUUAGGUGGAAAUUUUAAGAAGUUUAAAUUUUAUUUAUAUAUUUUUUUUAAUUGCCACCUCAUUCAUUUAACAGUCAACUCUCAAAGUUGACUGCCACAUCAGAAAUAUUUAACGGAGACUAACGGAGAAUGAUCAAACUUGAACUCAUGAACUAAUCUUAGUGACGAGUAAUGAAAUAAAAUAAUUUCA
This is a messenger RNA of Linum trigynum, 6283 nucleotides long. The record is from the annotation of a GenBank genome assembly. NCBI's taxonomy places the organism in Eukaryota, Viridiplantae, Streptophyta, Magnoliopsida, Malpighiales, Linaceae.